GGCUCCAGCGUCCACGCUAACCACAUUAGCCACAUUAGCCGGGUCUGGUGCCUCUAAGCUCGGUUCUGAUGGCGAACAGGACCGUGAAAGAUGCCAACAGCAUCCACGGAACCAACCCCCAGUACCUGGUGGAGAAAAUCAUCCGGACCAGAAUCUACGAGUCCAAGUACUGGAAGGAGGAGUGUUUCGGCCUGACGGCUGAGCUGGUGGUGGACAAGGCCAUGGAGCUGAAGUUCGUGGGAGGCGUCUACGGAGGAAACAUCAAGCCCACGCCGUUCCUCUGCCUCACGCUGAAGAUGCUGCAGAUCCAGCCGGAGAAGGACAUCAUCGUGGAGUUCAUCAAAAACGAGGAUUUCAAAUACGUGCGUCUGCUGGGAGCCAUGUACAUGCGUCUGACCGGCACGGCCACGGACUGCUACAAAUACCUGGAGCCGCUUUACAACGACUAUCGGAAGAUCAAGAGCCAGAACCGGAACGGAGAGUUCGAGCUGAUGCACGUGGACGAGUUCAUCGACGAGCUUCUCCACGGAGAGAGAGUCUGUGACAUCAUCCUGCCCCGACUCCAGAAGAGACAAGUCCUGGAGGAGGCGGAGAUGCUGGACCCGCGGAUCAGCGCGCUGGAGGAAGAUCUGGACGAGGUGGAGAGCAGCGAGGAGGAGGACGAGGAGGAAGAGAAGCCGGAGAGAAUGCAGACCCCUGAACCUCACAGACGCGGUUACCGUGACAACGACAGACCUCGCCGCUCGCCGUCGCCGCGCUACAGACGCAGCCGAUCGCCCCGACGGAGGAGCAGAUCUCCGAAGAGAGAGAGACGGAGCCCGUCUCCUCGCCACCGUCAUCGCAGCAAGAGUCCCCGCAGACACCGCAGCCGGUCCAGGGACCGCCGGCACCGGUCCAAGUCCCCCGGUCACCACAGAAGCCACCGACAUCGCAGCCACUCCAAGUCUCCAGAGAGGAGCUCCAAAAAGAGCCACAAGAAGAGCCGGCGAGGAAACGACUGAUCUUCUUCCAACUCGCUCUCUUUUGUACAACCUGCUUUUCUUUUUUUAUUUAGUUUUGGAUCCUGGAAGUGUCUUUGGACCUGUGCUGUUCUGUCUUUCUUUUUAACGUUAACAGAUCCUGUACAUGUUUGAAAUAAAAACCCAGACCCGCUUCGGUUCUUGAGAUCACUGGCCACGGUUA
Molecule: messenger RNA, 1182 nt
Organism: Cololabis saira (Pacific saury)
Lineage: Eukaryota; Metazoa; Chordata; Actinopteri; Beloniformes; Belonidae
Gene: prpf38a
Product: pre-mRNA processing factor 38A
Exons: 10
Coding region: 69-1001 (310 amino acids)
Cellular component (GO): precatalytic spliceosome
Source: RefSeq, a predicted model, not a curated record